Molecule: messenger RNA, 1356 nt
Organism: Ylistrum balloti
Lineage: Eukaryota; Metazoa; Mollusca; Bivalvia; Pectinida; Pectinidae
Product: phosphatidylinositol N-acetylglucosaminyltransferase subunit A-like
Exons: 12
Coding region: 1-1356 (451 amino acids)
Biological process (GO): GPI anchor biosynthetic process
Cellular component (GO): glycosylphosphatidylinositol-N-acetylglucosaminyltransferase (GPI-GnT) complex
Molecular function (GO): phosphatidylinositol N-acetylglucosaminyltransferase activity
Source: RefSeq, a predicted model, not a curated record
AUGAAGCACAAUGUUUGCAUGGUGUCUGACUUUUUCUUCCCAAACAUGGGAGGAGUGGAGAGUCACAUUUACCAGCUAUCACAGUGUCUUCUAGAGCGGGGCCACAAGGUCAUCGUUGUCACCCAUUUCUAUGGAGACAGGAAGGGAGUGAGAUAUUUGACCAAUGGACUCAAGGUGUAUUACCUGCCAUUUCCAGCCUUCUACAACCAGUGUGUCUUGCCAACAAUUUUCACUACAUUUCCAUUACUGAGAAACAUCUUUAUACGUGAAAAUAUCACCAUUGUCCACGGCCACUCAGCAUUUUCAACACUAGCUCACGAGGCUAUGUUCCAUGCCAGGACAUUGGGACUUAAAGCUGUCUUCACAGAUCAUUCUCUGUUUGGAUUCGCAGAUGCAAGCUCCAUCCUGACCAACAAAAUUUUGCAGUUCUCAUUGGCUGAUUGUAAUCAUGUGAUUUGUGUUUCCCAUACAAGUAAAGAGAAUACAGUGCUAAGGGCCAAUCUACAACCAGAUGUUGUGUCUGUUAUACCCAAUGCUGUGGAUGCCACCAUGUUUGUACCAGACCCAUCCAAACGACACCCAGGCAAAAUCACCAUUGUUGUGGUCAGUCGGUUGGUAUAUCGUAAGGGAAUGGAUCUCCUGGCUGGUAUUAUACCCGUCAUCUGCAAGAGGCAUCCGGAUAUACAGUUUAUCAUUGGUGGAGACGGGCCUAAAAGAAUUAUAUUAGAGGAAGUAAGGGAGCAGCACGAACUACUGGACCGUGUAACAUUACUGGGGAGUCUGGAACAUACACGGGUCAGGGAGGUUCUGGUCCAGGGUGAUAUACUAGUGAACACUUCAUUGACUGAGGCGUUCUGUAUAGCUAUAGUGGAGGCAGCUUGUUGUGGAUUACAAGUUGUCACUACUAGAGUUGGUGGUGUCCCUGAAGUAUUGCCUCCAGACCUCAUCUACAUGGCUGAGCCCAAUGUCUCAAGUUUACUUGCAUCUGUUGAACUUGCCAUCAAAGAUCAUCGUAAAGGGAGAGAAGUACCACCCUUUGAAGCUCACAGAAGAAUAAUGUCGCUGUAUACAUGGAGAAAUGUAGCCAUGAGAACAGAGAGAGUAUAUGACAUGGUUUGUCUGGCAGAACAGAGAGUCACAUCUACUAGACUUAAAAGCUACUACCACUGUGGUCCCCUGGCUGGAAAGUUGUUUGUCAUUGCAGCAGUGAUAAAUAUUUUCCUUCUCUUUGUCCUUGGAGUUCUACAACCAGAAAAGACCAUAGAAAAGGCAGCAGAGUUCCCAAGACAAUCAACGAAACACAGAGCAUCAGAAAGCAAUGACACACAUCAAAAUAAAAAAGUCAAAUAUUCAUGA